Wickerhamiella sorbophila is the source of this 1089-nucleotide messenger RNA. Its product is annotated as 20S rRNA accumulation protein 4. Gene Ontology annotation, cellular component: cytoplasm. The coding region runs from base 1 to 1089 and encodes 362 amino acids. Gene Ontology annotation, biological process: maturation of SSU-rRNA. Lineage: Eukaryota; Fungi; Ascomycota; Dipodascomycetes; Dipodascales; Trichomonascaceae. The record is from RefSeq and is a predicted model, not a curated record. The transcript has a single exon.
AUGUCAGACUAUGAUAGCGACGACGAGGUGAUGGGGAGUACUUCAGUGCUUCUAGGGUUUGCUGGAAAACUCGUGGGGAACCGUGGAAUCACAGCCCUGGAUAAUCAUAUUGGUGGCGUGCCAAUCUGGUUGAACGGCACCAAACCACCAUCAGAUCUGACGUCGUGUGAUGCAUGCAAUGGGCAUUUGGGUUUGCUGGCUCAACUUUCUUGUCCUUUGGAUGACAAGCUAUAUGACCGGGUUAUUUAUGUUCUUGGGUGCCCCAAUCCAGAAUGCAGACGGAAGAAUGGAAGUAUCAAGGCUGUUAGAGGAAUCCACGAUAACGAGGAAGUUCGAGCACGAAUCCGGGCGGAGAUCGAACAUGACAACCCCACUAUCAUUGAAUCCAAAAAGCACAACGUGGGUGACAUGAUUUUUGGUGGUAGUACGAUUUCAUCCAACCCAUUUGGUGGCUCCAAUCCGUUUGAAAUCACGCCUAAAGAGUCUGAUCCGCCCGCUGACUCGAAAAAAAAGAAGCCCAAGAGCAAAUCUCAGACUCAGACUGAAGAAGAUGAAACUGAGGAGAAGGGUGUUUGGCUCCAGAAGCUCGUCGAAGUCGAUGAUGAGUAUUUGGUCCCAGAAAAACCUGUUAAAAUCGAAGAAUUAGGCUCUGAUGUAAUGGAGACUUCUUCAGCUUCUGGGCCCGACAGCACACUUGACCCAGAGGCUGCAGCUAUUGCCGAGGCUGUUUCUGACCCUAUCUUCAGCAAAUUUGCCAGCCUUGUUCAACACAAUCCAGACCAGGUCUUAAGGUAUGAACGCCCGCUCAAAAUUGUGCCUUACUCGAAUGACGAAAUCUACCGGGUGUUCAUUAACCCCAAUGAGAUUCCUGACAGCGAAAUUAGUGGAGGACGCCGUAUUUUCGAACUCCAGUUGAUGCCUCAUCUGAUUUCAGAGCUGGAAACAGACGACCAGCUUGUCGAUGGCAUGGAAUGGGGAACCAUCGUAGUCGCAACCAGUGAGGACGACGAUAUCCCAGAUCUAGACGAUGAUGGAGUUGGGUAUGUUCAAGAAUGGGCUGGUGUUCAAUGGGAACUUCAGAAAGCAUGA